CCGGCCGUCAGCACCAUGGACAGCGGCCCCGGCCCCGGGAACGCCGGCAACUGCACGGAUCCUUUCGUGCGCUCCGCCAGUUGCGCGGCCGCAGCCCCGAGCCCCGGCUCCUGGGUCAACUUGUCCCACUCGGAGGGUAACCUGUCCGACCCGUGCGGCCCAAACCGCACCGAGCUGGGCGGGGGCGACAGCCUGUGCCCUUCCAGCGGCAGCCCUUCGGUGAUCACGGCCGUCACCAUCAUGGCCCUCUACUCCGUGGUGUGCGUUGUGGGUCUCUUCGGAAACUUCCUGGUCAUGUACGUGAUUGUCAGAUACACCAAAAUGAAGACUGCCACCAACAUCUACAUCUUUAACCUUGCCCUGGCAGAUGCCUUGGCGACCAGUACCCUGCCAUUCCAAAGUGUCAAUUACCUCAUGGGAACAUGGCCGUUCGGAACCAUCCUCUGUAAGAUAGUGAUCUCCAUAGAUUACUACAACAUGUUCACCAGCAUUUUUACCCUCUGUACCAUGAGCGUUGAUCGCUACAUUGCAGUCUGCCAUCCCGUCAAGGCUCUGGAUUUCCGUACUCCCCGCAAUGCCAAAAUCAUCAACGUCUGCAACUGGAUCCUCUCUUCAGCCAUUGGCCUGCCCGUUAUGUUCAUGGCAACGACAAAAUACAGGCAUGGUUCCAUAGAUUGUACACUAGCAUUCUCUCACCCUACCUGGUACUGGGAAAACCUACUGAAAAUCUGCGUUUUCAUCUUUGCCUUCGUCAUGCCCGUCCUCAUCAUCACGGUGUGCUAUGGACUGAUGAUAUUACGCCUCAAGAGCGUCCGUAUGCUCUCUGGCUCCAAAGAAAAAGACAGGAAUCUUCGAAGAAUCACCAGGAUGGUGCUGGUGGUCGUAGCUGUGUUCAUCGUCUGCUGGACUCCCAUUCACAUUUACGUCAUCAUUAAAGCCUUGAUAACCAUCCCAGAAACUACUUUUCAGACUGUUUCCUGGCACUUCUGUAUUGCCCUAGGUUACACAAACAGCUGCCUGAAUCCAGUCCUUUAUGCGUUUCUGGAUGAAAACUUCAAACGAUGCUUCCGAGAGUUCUGUAUCCCAACUUCCUCCACCAUUGAGCAGCAAAACUCCGCUCGAAAUCGUCAGAACACUAGAGAUCAUCCCUCCACAGCCAACACGGUGGAUAGGACGAACCAUCAGAUCAGAGGCCCAAUAUCAAACCUUCCCAGGGUGUCUGUAUUCUGA
Messenger RNA from Phyllostomus hastatus (greater spear-nosed bat), 1230 nucleotides. RefSeq names its product opioid receptor mu 1 (gene OPRM1). NCBI's taxonomy places the organism in Eukaryota, Metazoa, Chordata, Mammalia, Chiroptera, Phyllostomidae. The coding region runs from base 16 to 1230 and encodes 404 amino acids. Gene Ontology annotation, molecular function: morphine receptor activity; G-protein beta-subunit binding; beta-endorphin receptor activity. Gene Ontology annotation, biological process: sensory perception of pain; G protein-coupled opioid receptor signaling pathway; neuropeptide signaling pathway. The record is from RefSeq and is a predicted model, not a curated record. Gene Ontology annotation, cellular component: neuron projection; membrane. The transcript has 4 exons.